AGAACUAUUAUUAUAAAACAUCCAAAUAUUUACCAAAAGUAGAAUUAAUUUAGGCUUGUACUUGCGAACUUGCAAGUGAAAGAUAGAAAAAAACAAAAUAUAAUUACUUUAGAGAAUGUGCUGCUUUUUAAAAAAAUAGUGAAAAGAAUGGGAAAUUAUUGUCAUUCUGGUGAAUCAAAACAAGAUGAUGAUAAUGCAUCAGAAAAAUCUACAACACCACCAAUACUGAAAAAUUUAUCGGAUCACAAUUACACAGAAAACUACGAUCAAUCAAAUUCUCAGGAUAAUGUUCAAACCAUAAAAGAAGCAAUUUAUUUAGAAGAAACACUAUCCACCGAAAAUGUUUUAGAUAAAUCUGAUUUGAAUGCUUUGAGUGGCAGUUCGAAUUCUCCUAAAUUAGAACACCUGCCACCUUUACCUCCUGCUUUACAUUUAUUGUAUGGCAACCCCAACAUGAUAUCUAAAAUACAAAAGGAAUCGAAAAUUGUUUUCUAUAUUUUAUCACCUACUCUAGGUCCUUCGAUUGAAAAAGAUGUAUUUUUUAAAUGUUUUGAUUAUGUUAAUCGAAAAUACCAGUGCUCAGAGGCAGAUUUUGAGAUACAUAUGUACGACCUUCAUGAUGACCAUGCAACAACAUCAAAAACUUUGUGGAAAGAAAAACAACCUUAUAUUCAAGGCUCGGAACAACAUGACCAAGCUGCAAAUUGCUUAUUUGCCAUUUCCAAAUAUAUAAACAGCUGCUACCUCGUACCUAUAUUGAUGUUAAACGAUUCAGUUGGAGAUAUAUUACUUCCAUUGUCAUUUGAAACACAAGAUUUUGUUUCUCUAAUUAGUAAAGUGGAACAACAAAAUCCAGAAGAUAAGUUGUUAGUAGAAAAAUGGUAUAAGCUUGAUAAGAAAUCCAAACCCCAAUGUUACAGGCUCCAAAUAAAGAGCAAUAUGAUAGAAAAAAAAGAAUCAGAGCGUGUGUUACAUAUUUUAACGGAAAAUUUAUCGGUUGAGCUAUUAGAUCUAUAUCUGACCACUAUUGUGGAACAAGAAAUCAACCACACAAUACUUUUCAAUCAAGAUGUUGCAAAACGUUGUCUUUGGAUUCAAAAUACAUGUGAAACACAAAAUAGCAGUGAAAUAGGAAAAUUGGAAAGUGAAAAUUUAAGACGUAUUACAAAUUUGCGACAAGAGCUUUCUAUGCAUUUAUCAGAUAAUCAAGUGUUUGGAUCGAAUUUCCUUACAUCGGUUCAACAGGAUCAACUGGAAUUAGCCUUACAGGCAUCCCUCUGUAAUAUUGUAGAAAAUAUUAUAGAUGAUUACAGUUCUAAAGUGAAAGUUCCAAAUUGUACAAAUGGUGUUGAUAGACGCUUACUAUUUGAGUUAGAUAGUACAGAUCGUUUUAUAAAAUAUCUUAUACAAAAUCGUGCAAAUUUUGACAUUUUAGACGAUAUUAAGAGUUUUUAUCAGUCGAGCUCCAAAAAUAUUAUGAUAGUUGAAGGACUUUCUGGGGCAGGAAAAACAACCCUUAUAGCUAAAAUUGCAGAUGUUAUAAAUUUGUGGAAACCAAAUACUAUAAUCAUAACAAGAUUUUGUAAAAUGUCAUAUUACAAAUGUACACCUUUGAUGUUGUUAAGAUCAAUUGUCGAGCAAUUAUCAAUGUUGAUAAUGAAUAAACCUUAUCAAAAAUAUGAAAAUGACCUACAGUCUGUGUUAGCCACAUUAAAAGAAAUAUUAUCGUCAACUAACAAACCAAUUUGUUUUUUAUUUGAUGACUUUCACAUCACAUUCAAAAAUAAAUUAGAAGAUGUUACUUGGUUAAACUCAAUGUUUACCCCGCAUAUUAAAUGUAUCAUAACUCUGCCAGUGUAUGAAAAACCACCAACUGAUGUACUAACAUUGAAAGAUUUCCAAUCAAUUGAUGUCCAAAAACUAGAGGUAGUACAAAUAAAAUGUCCAGCAUCUCAAUGGAAAAAUAUAAUAACACAUGGUAUAGGCGAUAUUAAUACUACAAUUAUGAAUUCAGAUUUACUGGCCACUUGGUCUACCACCGAAGAAAGAAUAUUAGUAAAAGCCAAGAUACUAUGGUGGUUAACGUGGUUGGGUGUAGGCGAUUUACCUGAAAUGUCACUUAAACUUUUGUCGUUCAAAGUCCUAAACGUAAUAGAGGAAAUGUUUGGAGAAGAGAUUACCUCUUAUUUCAUUUCCAUUAUUGCUGCGUCUAGGUGUGGACUUCUUGAAUCCGAGCUGAUAGAAUUGUUCAAAGAAAAGUACAAUGAAAAAUCUUAUUCAAUAAACUCGAGAUUCUUAUGGGGCAAAUUCAGCUGGGCGAUAGGAUCACUUUUAUCAAAUGGAAAAAAUGUCUAUUUCGUUGACAGUGUAUUGAUGGAUGCUAUUAAAGAAAAAUAUGCACAACAGAUUGCAGAUGCACAUAAAAUAUUAUUAAAAUAUUACACAUCACAACCUGAUCAGUACCAACAUGAAACAUUUAAGAGAUGGAAUCUGCAAAAGUUUACUGAACUGCCCUAUCAGUCGUCAAUUAUUGACAAUGAAAAUUUUAAUAUGUCAAUAUAUAUGACCGAUCUUUCUUGGAUUUCAUCAAAGUUAGAUUGUUUAGGAAUUUGCUCGUUUUUUGAGGAUACCUUAUUGUGUAAAAGUGAAAACUCAGCACAUAUUCUUUUUUUGUGCCAAAUUAUUAACCAAAAUUUUACUUCUCUUACGUUUGAUGCUCUACAAAUACACGCACAUAUGCAAAGCUCCGAAGAAAAGCUUCAGAAUUCUCAAACUAUUGAUCCCUUUAUUAAAAAAAAAUGGAUGUCUGGUCUGAAUAUAAAAUCAACUUACCUCAAGGAGAAAAACAUUGUUGAUGUUGAAAACUCCGAGUCUUAUUCUUAUGAUACAGCUGUCAGUCUUAGUUGUCCAGGAAAUUAUGUGGUUAUGCUAAGUAAAACAGACCAACAACUUUGUGUUUGGGAUGUGGAAAGGUGUAAAAAAGUUCGUGUACUCAAAAAUGUUCCUCAACCUCAGUCAAUUUCUUUGGUAGGAGAGUAUUGUGUGGCAGUAUUGUGCAAUCGAGAGAUUAAACUAAUAGACUUGGAUAAUGGAAAACAUGUGCUUACUCUGAAAGGUGUAAUGAACCAGAAAAUGCCCUAUUUUGCCGUUCAUGAUCCUGAACAUAUAGUUUGUCUUUCGAGAAACCGAAUGUAUGUGAAUUUGAUGAAUUUAAAAUCCGGAGAUUGCAUCACAACCUUCAAAGCGGGAGAGGAUCGAUUUUUAAAUUCCUUACUGGUAUCAGGGGAUGGAAGGAUAUUAGUAUGUGGAGACGAAACGAGCAAACCUUUUCCAUUGCUGGUAUGGAACUUAACCCAAAGAAAGUUACUUUACGAUUUACGUAUACCUCAUCAUGACUUUGUAACUGCAUUAUCAGCCAUCACUCAUGAAGGUUCAUAUGUUGCUGUUGUGGCUAAGGAAAUUGUAGAACCAUCACCCAAUUUCAUUGUUGUAUAUGAUCUUCAAAGUGGAACGUUAUUCAAAAAAUGGAAACCAGCAUGUAACACUGUAGCUUUAUCGAUUUCCCAAAAGAAUAUGUGUGUGAUUGCUGGACUUGAAGAUGCAAAAAUUGUUAUGUGGGAUUUAAUAACAGGAAACUGUCGAGGUACAUUAGUAGGGCAUACUGCACCAGUCACUUUACUAAAAAUUGACACAUCAGGAAGGAUUUUGCUUUCUGGUGAUAUUGAAUGUAGAGAUCAAUCGAUUAGAAUAUGGGAACUACACACGGGAUUGCAUUUGGCAACAUACACGCCGAAGCUAAAUAUUUUAGCUUGUGAAUUAUCAUCAGAUGGCAAUUAUGUGGUUCUCACUUUCAAAGGUUCUUCGGCCGUUCAAACAUUAGAGCUGCGUGGGUUAGAUUAUUUAAAAAAACAAAACAACUCUACUUUUGGAAACGAGGAUUUUGAAGGAACUGUUUUUGAUUUGAAUUGUUAAAAUCAUAAACUAUGUAAUUAAUUUCUAAAAUA
Culicoides brevitarsis is the source of this 4004-nucleotide messenger RNA. RefSeq lists its product as uncharacterized. Bases 148 to 3972 code for a protein of 1274 amino acids. The transcript has 23 exons. The record is from RefSeq and is a predicted model, not a curated record. NCBI's taxonomy places the organism in Eukaryota, Metazoa, Arthropoda, Insecta, Diptera, Ceratopogonidae. Gene Ontology annotation, molecular function: protein binding; ATP hydrolysis activity.